Penicillium manginii is the source of this 990-nucleotide messenger RNA. Its product is annotated as putative RNA binding protein. The transcript is spliced from 7 exons. Gene Ontology annotation, molecular function: mRNA binding. Bases 1 to 990 code for a protein of 329 amino acids. Lineage: Eukaryota; Fungi; Ascomycota; Eurotiomycetes; Eurotiales; Aspergillaceae. The record is from RefSeq and is a predicted model, not a curated record. Gene Ontology annotation, biological process: mRNA export from nucleus. Gene Ontology annotation, cellular component: nucleus.
AUGGAUCGCAGUCUGGAUGAAAUCAUCGCCGAAGACACCCGUCAGACGACUCGUCCUUCGGGUGGCCGACGAAGCCAAGGUCAAGGCCAAGGCCGCCGUCGUGGUGAACGCGAUGGUGUCAAAAAGCAAGAUCGCGUCGACCUAAACCUUGACUGGGUACACGACAAGUUCAAUGACAACGACAGAGAAUCCCGCCCACGCGGACCCCGCCGUCGCCACUCCCCUGAUCGCAGCGGCUCCGCCCUCACAAAGGUUCGCGUUGACAACCUCCACUACGACAUCACUGAGACUGAACUUGAAGAUCUCUUCGGCCGAAUUGGCCCCGUCUCUACCCUAACCCUUGCUUACGACCGCGCUGGACGCUCCGAGGGAGUCGCUUACAUCACAUACGCCCAUCUGAAGGACGCACACGCCUCGAUUCAAGAGUACGACGGCGCCAACGCCAAGGGCCAACCCAUCCGUCUGUCUCUCAUCCCCGGCCGUCGAGGCGGUGAUCGUGGCGGCGACCGUGGCGGUGAUCGUACUGGCAGUUCUCUUUUCGACCGCGUGCAGCGCCCCGCACGCAAUGCUCGCAGCUUGAGUCCUACCAGUGACAACGAAGGAGACAGAUCUCGCCGCCGUCGCGGUGGACCUGGUCGUGCUCGCCGCAGCGAUGUCACCGGACCCGCCCCCGAUGGCAUUGACCGAUACGUCCCUGGACAGCGGUCUUCCAACCAACGCGGCGAAGGCCGCCGUGGAGGACGCGACAACAAGCCCCGCAAUGCCGAGAAUGGUGGUCGCCGUUCCAACGCCCGUCCCCGCAAGACACAAGAGGAACUGGACCAAGAGAUGGAGGACUACUGGGGAGGUAACGAUGCCUCUGCCGAAACAUCUGCCGCACAGCCCGAACAAGCGGUCACUCAGUCAGCUCCUGUCGAAACCGCUCCUGCGCCCGCUGCUGCUGCUGCCGCUCCGGCACAUGCGGAUGAUGAUAUCGACAUGAUCGAAUAA